AUGGCUGCAUUGAAUUCAAGUGAAACUGUUCGCGUUAUCGUACGCUGUCGACCAAUGAAUCAACGUGAAAUAGAUUUAAAAUCUCAAACAAUAAUUACAAUGAGUACGCAAUUAAAUCAUGUUAUGUUAGAACAUAUUGAACAAAAUAAUGAGCCACCAAAACAAUUCACUUUCGAUGCAGUCUAUCCAGUGGAUUCUAUAACGGAAAAUAUCUAUGCUGAUUCGGUUUUCCCAUUAGUUGAAAGUGUUCUCGAAGGAUACAAUGCAACAGUAUUUGCUUAUGGACAAACAGGCUGUGGAAAAUCAUUUACUAUGCAAGGAAUUAAUACGCCUGGAUCUCUACAACGUGGUGUUAUACCGCGAUCGUUUGAACAUAUAUUCGAAGCAUCGUCAGUUGCAGCUGGUACCAAAUAUCUUAUUCGUGCAUCAUAUCUUGAAAUUUAUAAUGAAAGUAUUCGUGACUUACUGGGUAAAGAUGUUAAAGCAAUGCUGGAUCUCAAAGAAUAUGCAGAUAAAGGCGUACAAGUACCAAAUCUAUCAUGGCAUCAAUGUACCAGUGUAGUCGAAUGUGAACGAUUGAUGGAUAAAGGCAAUAAAAAUCGUGCGACCGGUGCUACAUUAAUGAAUAAGGAUUCAUCGCGAUCUCAUUCUAUUUUUACUAUUCUUACGGAAAUGUGUACUCGAAGUGAACUCGAUGGAAAAGAUCAUAUUCGAGCAGGAAAACUUAAUCUAGUUGAUUUAGCUGGCAGUGAGCGACAGUCAAAAACUCAUGCCGAAGGUGAACGUUUACGUGAAGCUACUCGAAUUAAUUUAUCACUUAGUGCAUUGGGUAAUGUUAUUUCUGCGUUGGUCGAUAGUCAUUCAAAACAUAUACCUUAUCGAGAUUCAAAAUUAACACGUCUUCUACAAGAUUCGCUUGGUGGCAAUACAAAAACUUUGAUGAUUGCAGCCAUUAGUCCAGCUCAUGAUAAUUAUGAGGAAACACUUUCAACAUUACGAUAUGCAAAUCGGGCAAAAAAUAUUAAAAAUAAACCUCACAUCAAUGAAGAUCCACGUGAUGCACAAAUGAAACUAUUACAAGAAGAAAUAAAUCGUCUUAAACAAGAACUUAUUAAUACGGGUGGUGUGACUCGUGGAGGCAAUCAAUUAUUAGCAUUCGAUGGAACAGGAUCAAAGUUCGAUCAUGAAGAAGAAAUCGAAAGAGAAAAAGAAAGACUACGUGCGGAAUUCGAACGUGAAGCAUCUGAAUUACGUCGACAAUGCCAAGAAGAACGUUUGACAAAAGAAGAAUUACAGCGAAAAUAUGAUGGUCUAAAAGGAGACUAUGACACUCAAAUAGACGCACUAGGUCAUCAUAGAAAUAGCCAAGGAGAUCAACAAUCAUUCAAUAAUGAUCGUAAUAAUAGUAAAAAGAAAAAUAAUGCUAAUAAACAAAAACGUGAUGGACAAAUGCCAGUCAAUGAUCAAUAUGAAAAUGGUGAUACUAUGUCAGUGCCAAUGGAUGAAAUGGAUCCACAAGAAAAACUCGAACGUUUACAAGAAUUAGAAAACAAACUUAUCGGUGGCGAAGAAUUAAAUAAUGAAGAGAGAAAAAAGAAACGAAAAAAGAAACUAAACGAAAUGCGUGAAAAACAAGAACAAAAAAAACGUUUUACUAGAGCCAUCGAUACGAAUAAUGAGGAUAUGAUGAUGAGAGUAUUCGAUAAUGCUCAAGAAGAGUUUUAUGUUACAUCAAAAAAAUUGGAACAAUCACUCACAGAAAAUAAACGUUUAAAAAUAGAUAACGAUGAUUUACAACAUGAAUUUGAACGUGACCGACAAGGAUAUUUAAAUACAAUACGUGCACAAGAAAAACAAUUGCUUCUUUAUCGUACAAUGCUUGAGAAAAUGUCUAGUACCUUGCAACGUAAUUGUAAUUAUUCAAAUAUUGAUAAAAUUAUAGAACAAGCUCGUUAUGAUGAAGAACGAAAUGAAUAUAUUGUGCCAGAUCCAAUGAAAGAAGAAGUACAAUUUCCUCAAGUUGGAAAUUUACCAACGACAAAUGGACGUACGCAUCAAAAUGAUUUUGUUUCAUCGUCAAAAACUGCAUUACCACCAUCAACUGAUUAUGAAUGUGAUUAUACAAUACCGUCUCAGAUAAAUAAUGAUUAUCAUAAUCAAAUAUCAAAUAUGAACGCUGCAGAACUAGAACAACGUUAUGGGCGAAAUGUUGACAAAUCAAAUGUAUCAUUAGGACGAACACUUAAUAAACGACAAGAACAAUUAUUAAAUCAAAGUACGAAAUUACGCCCAUUACAAAUGAACAAUACAGACGAUGAUUAUAUGAAUCGUCGUCUUAAUCCAUUUGAAGUGCCAGCACGAUUAACACGUAAAUAUGGUUUUACAACAGACAAACAAUAG
Rotaria socialis is the source of this 2400-nucleotide messenger RNA. Lineage: Eukaryota; Metazoa; Rotifera; Eurotatoria; Philodinida; Philodinidae. The record is from the annotation of a GenBank genome assembly.